AUGCAGGAGAGGGGGAAAGGGGGCUGGAGUGGGUGGAAAGCAUUUUGGAGAGGGGGAAGGGGGGCUGGAGUGGGUGGAAAGCAUUUUGGAGAGGGGGAAGGGGGGCUGGAGUGGGUGGAAAGCAUGCAGGAGAGGGGGAAGGGGGGCUGGAGUGGGUGGAAAAGCAUGCAGGAGAGGGGGAAGGGGGGCUGGAGUGGGUGGAAAGCAUGCAGGAGAGGGGGAAGGGGGGCUGGAGUGGGUGGAAAGCAUGCAGGAGGAGGGGGAAGGGGGGCUGGAGUGGGUGGAAAGCAUGCAGGAGAGGGGGAAGGGGGGCUGGAGUGGGUGGAAAGCAUGCAGGAGAGGGGGAAGGGGGGGCUGGAGUGGGUGGAAAGCAUGCAGGAGAGGGGGAAGGGGGGCUGGAGUGGGUGGAAAGCAUGCAGGAGAGAGGGAAGGAGGGCUGGAGUGAGUGGAAAGCAUGCAGGAGAGGGGGGAAGGGGGGCUGGAGUGGUGGAAAGCAUGCAGGAGAGGGGGGAAGGGGGGCUGGAGUGGGUGGAAAGCAUGCAGGAGAGGGGGAAGGGGGGCUGGAGUGGGUGGAAAGCAUGCAGGAGAGGGGGAAAGGGGGCUGGAGUGGGUGGAAAGCAUUUGGAGAGGGGGAAGGGGGGCUGGAGUGGGUGGAAAGCAUUUUGGAGAGGGGGAAGGGGGGCUGGAGUGGGUGGAAAGCAUGCAGGAGAGGGGGAAGGGGGGCUGGAGUGGGUGGAAAAGCAUGCAGGAGAGGGGGAAGGGGGGCUGGAGUGGGUGGAAAGCAUUUGGAGAGGGGGAAGGGGGGCUGGAGUGGUGGAAAGCAUGCAGGAGAGGGGGAAGGGGGGCUGGAGUGGAUGGAAAGCAUGCAGGAGAGAGGGAAGGAGGGCUGGAGUGAGUGGAAAGCAUGCAGGAGAGGGGGAAGGGGGGCUGGAGUGGGUGGAAAGCAUGCAGGAGAGGGGGAAGGGGGCUGGAGUGAGUGGAAAGCAUUUUGGAGAGGGGGAAGGGGGGCUGGAGUGGGUGGAAAGCAUGCAGGAGAGGGGGAAGUGCGGCUGGAGUGAGUGGAAAGCAUGCAGGAGAGGGGGGAAGGGGGGCUGGAGUGGGUGGAAAGCAUGCAGGAGAGGGGGAAGGGGGGCUGGAGUGGGUGGAAGCAUGCAGGAGAGGGGGAAGUGGGGCUGGAGUGGGUGGAAAGCAUGCAGGAGAGGGGGAAGUGGCGGCUGGAGUGAGUGGAAAGCAUGCAGGAGAGGGGGAAGGGGGGCUGGAGUGGUGGAAAGCAUGCAGGAGAGGGGGAAGGGGGGCUGGAGUGGGUGGAAAGCAUGCAGGAGAGGGGGAAGUGGGGCUGGAGUGGGUGGAGAGCAUGCAGGAGAGGGGGAAUGGGGGCUGGAGUGGGUGGAAAGCAUGCAGGAGAGGGGGAAGGGGGCUAAGGUGGGUGGAAAGCAUGCAGGAGAGGGGGGGAAGGGGGCUGGAGUGGGUGGAAAGCAUGCAGGAGAGGGUGGAAGUGGGGCUGGAGUGGGUGGAAAGCAUGCAGGAGAGGGGGAAGUGGGGCUGGAGUGGGUGGAAAGCAUGCAGGAGAGGGGGAAGGGGGGCUGGAGUGGGUGGAAAUCAUUUUGGAGAGGGGGAAGGGGGGCUGGAGUGGGUGGAAAGCAUGCAGGAGAGGGGGGAAAGGGGGCUGGAGUGGGUGAAAGCAUUGCAGGAGAGGGGGAAUGGGGGCUAAGGAGUGG
Molecule: messenger RNA, 1718 nt
Organism: Closterium sp. NIES-65
Lineage: Eukaryota; Viridiplantae; Streptophyta; Zygnematophyceae; Desmidiales; Closteriaceae
Source: the annotation of a GenBank genome assembly